This is a messenger RNA of Knipowitschia caucasica, 219 nucleotides long. NCBI's taxonomy places the organism in Eukaryota, Metazoa, Chordata, Actinopteri, Gobiiformes, Gobiidae. The record is from the annotation of a GenBank genome assembly.
AUGCGUGAAGAGGAGGAGGGAGAGGAUGAGGAGGAAGACGAGAAAGAAGAGGAAGAGGAGGAUGAGGAGGAAGAUGAGAAAGAAGAGGAAGACGAGGAUGAGGAGGAAGACGAGAAAGAAGAGGAAGAGGAGGAUGAGGAGGAAGAGGCUCCUAUCACAGCACAGUCCCGAGUCCUGAUUCUGCUUCAUGGACCGAAAGUUACAGUGUGGAUUACAUGA